CAGCCUUCUGGUCCUCUGCCUGAUUUGCGCCAAGGCAUUCCAUCGACCUUCGAUUUCGAGUUCAUGAAGAAAGAGGCUAGCGCACAAAACCCUACCGAGCAGAAGGUUACUGGUGAAGAGACUCCCGAGUCCACUUCUGAAGCUGCUGGUUUCGGUGGAAGACGUGGAAACGAGGGCGAGGAUGAGCAAUACCGCCGCGAGGAUUACGAGACAUCAAUCGACAAGCGUCGUGCCAGAAUGGCCAACUACGGUUAUCUCUCAUUGUUGGCUUUCGCCGCCGCCGGUACCGCAUACUUUACAAGACCAUACGGAGCCGACGAGACCCCUCAAGGUCUCGAGCCUGAGCACAUCACCGGAUGGGCACCCCAAAGCAUGUACGCUCGUGUCAAGAACCGCAUGAGCAGCCAGGCCGCCUACUACACCGAACCCACCUUCCAGAAGUUGUUGCCCGAAGUACCAGAGACUCAGCGUCCUCCCUUCACCCUGGUUCUCUCGCUCGAAGACUUGCUUAUCCACAGCGAGUGGUCCCGCGAGCACGGCUGGCGUACAGCCAAGCGUCCCGGUGUCGACUACUUCCUCAAGUACUUGAGUCAAUACUACGAGCUGGUUCUCUUCACCUCGGUACCCGUUGCAAUGGCCGAUCCUGUCAUCAAGAAGCUCGACCCCUUCCACAUCAUCCAAUGGCCUCUGUUCCGCGAAGCCACCAAGUACGAGAAUGGUGAAUACGUCAAGGACUUGAACUACCUGAACCGUCCCCUCGACAAGGUCAUCAUGAUCGACACCAAGGCCGCACAUGUCAAGAACAACCCCAACAACGCCAUCGUUCUGCCCAAGUGGGAGGGCAAGCCCACCGACCCUCACGGCAAAGAUCUCGUCGCCCUCAUUCCUUUCCUCGAGUACGUCGCCACUAUGGGUGUUGAAGACACUCGCAAGGUUCUUGAGUCGUUCGCCGGCACCGACAUCCCCACCGAGUUCGCCGCCCGUGAAGCCAAGGCUCGCGAGGCCUUCCAGAAGCAAUUGGCUGACGAGCAAUCGCGCCGUCCUCAACGCUCGAUCGGCGGUCUCCUCAACAAAGCCCUCGGCAUCAAGGCCCAGCCCGGUGGUCUGUCUCUAGACAACGAAUCUACCGUCGCCGAAGGCUUGGCCCAAGGCAAGAUGCUUUCCGACCAGAUUCGCGAGCGCGGUCAACGCGAGUACCAACGUCUCGAAGCCGAGAUCCAAAAGAACGGCGAGAAGUGGCUCAAGGAGAUGGAAGAGGAAGAGAAGAAGUUCAUGGACAACAUGAGCAAGGACAUGAAGAAGAGUUGGUUUGGCUGGGGC
Messenger RNA from Aureobasidium namibiae CBS 147.97, 1320 nucleotides. RefSeq names its product NIF-domain-containing protein. The annotation marks the transcript as partial. Lineage: Eukaryota; Fungi; Ascomycota; Dothideomycetes; Dothideales; Saccotheciaceae. Gene Ontology annotation, molecular function: phosphoprotein phosphatase activity. The record is from RefSeq and is a predicted model, not a curated record. The transcript has 2 exons.